Orbicella faveolata is the source of this 3036-nucleotide messenger RNA. RefSeq names its product extracellular tyrosine-protein kinase PKDCC-like. Gene Ontology annotation, cellular component: extracellular region. Gene Ontology annotation, biological process: skeletal system development; peptidyl-tyrosine phosphorylation. NCBI's taxonomy places the organism in Eukaryota, Metazoa, Cnidaria, Anthozoa, Scleractinia, Merulinidae. Gene Ontology annotation, molecular function: non-membrane spanning protein tyrosine kinase activity; ATP binding. The record is from RefSeq and is a predicted model, not a curated record.
AACCUGGUGAUGUUCAUUUAACGGCUUUAGAAAUAGUGUUGGGUUUCAUAUCGUUAUAUAUCUUAGUUUUACUAUUAUAUAUUUCUUGCACGCAUCUAAAAUUUUCAAAAGUAACAUCCCUUCCAAAUCAUGAUAAACCCAAAAAUACUUUUGAAACGCCAAAUUGCUUCGAAUAAAGAACUUCCCUUCCCUCAACCCAGCUACCCCCACUCUCUAAUAUGCCCUCCUUAUUAAACGCCUUUUAAGCAAGUGUAAAGACACUGUAGGGGGGAAGCUUAUUUAAGCCACUGCUUAUUAUGAAAGUUGACAUUUCUUUAUUUUCCAAGAUGUGCCCCCAUCAAGCCUGUCUUCUGAGAUAUUCGUAAUUGAAAGGCUAUUAAAUAACAGUUCGGACAUUUACAACUCACUAAGCCUACGCACAUCAUAGGUAUAAAAAAUGCCCAUUGAUUUGGUAUUCUCAUGCGUCUGUCCUGUUAUUGAUCAUGAAUUUCGUCACAACAUCGUCAAAGUAGCUAGCCGUGGAUCCGCAGACUACAGUUAUUGUAAAAAGUUUAAUUGUUCUCAUCCUUUUGAAGCCUUACAUUUUAAACUACUUGUAAUGAAGUAUUAUCAGGUCCUGAAAAAUUUCCCUUUUAAUUUUUACGCUUUUUCUCUUAUCUCGAUCUCAUUAGAACCGUACACAAGUCCGACAAAUUUCUACAAGGAACUUCCUAACGCCGACUUCCCAAAGUUACAUGAUUACGACUGUUUAAAUUCGCGUUUGUUCGGCGCAUGUCAGCUGGCAGUUUAUGACGUCACAGAGGCAAAAUACAAGUGCGACAUGGACGAUCAAUGCAAAGCUUUUGUGACUACGGCGGAAACAUUAUGGACAGGUUACUUCAUCGUGUAUUUAAAGAAUGACACAUCACAUGUCCAGCCUAACAAAGACACCACAAUUUACAUCAAACAGCCCAUCCACGUGAAAAGUAAUGUAGUUACGUUACCUUGACAACCAACUGCGACCUGCGUCUAAGUAAUUAAUAUCAAUCAACACGCACAAAAAGCAAGUUUUCUAGUGUUUACUUAAAGAGAAGUUGUCAACGUUCGGCAGAGGCAACAGGUAACCUUCCUUACUCCCGAUAUCGUCCCUUUCUGGCAACGAAGGUAGACAACGGUUGCCUGGCCUCUGGAGGAGCCACGAGGCACGUUGUUGCAGAGGUGUAUUUGCGAUGUGACGUCGUCCAAGUGCCUUCUGGCAGAUGGAAGCGUUGCAUUUGAGUUAUUUGAUGUCAUUGAAGAUAAUAAAAGAAUAAACCAAGGCUGAUGCCGAGAGUUGCUUUCUUUGAACAAUAUGACGGCCUUGGUACGUUGGCAUUCAAACGGAAAUGAACAAUAGAAAAGAAUAAAGAUACCACUGAAUGACAAAAUCACUUCCAAUAUAAACAGUAGUCAGAAGGUAUUGUUCUAUAACAGAGCGCGCAGCGUCUUCAGUUCGCGACAGGGGACGGGAGGGGGAGAGGGGUACCCCCACAAAUUUAGGCUGGGGACGUGCCACGCACUUCAUGAAGCCCUUACGCUAUUUCAGACCAAAGCAUGCGAUUUUCGAUACCCUGUUUCAUACUGACUCACAAUUCGAUAUCGUGUUCUAGAGCUCUAAAAGAAGCACACGUCUCUAGUCAAGAAAUUAUCAAAGUAAGCUUACCUUGAUAAUCUCUCGCUCUAGUACAUGACCUCAACUAACCGGCAGGAAUGGUAUAUAUUUGCGUAAUUCGAAUUCCUGAUUUUAAUGGAAAAACCUAGUUGGCAUCUAAACUACAUACAAAUGCUUAAAGAGAGUGUAAAGCAUACCCUUUCACGGACCAAGAGUCAAAAUCUACAGUAUAAUUCAGAUUAAAACGGCUGAGAAACCACACCCUUUGGCGCCUUAUAUACGUAUGUAAGAGAGCAGCCCGUUUUAUAACCAUCAGUUACAACACGUAAAUACACUUCUUUAUUCUCGUACUAGGCUCAUCACGGCGUCCAGUAGAGAAAGGGUGCUUGAUCUACGGGCAUAAUCUUUAAGUUGCACGCCAUAUGCAUGAGAUUUUCUUUUGUUCGUGGCCAUAAUGGCCUUUAAACUUGGUUAGAAUUGGCCCUGGAAAAAAGGAACCACCGUAAACGUUCAAAGCCUCAUAACAUUACAUGACUCACGUAAAAUUUGUCUACUAGUGCUACUGUAUUUUCUCAAUUAAACGCUGGGUGCCAAGAUGGUAAAUAAACCUCAUCGGCAUCUUUUUCGAGGUAUCGUUUCUUUCAUAACGAGUUGUACUUAUCACUCCACUAAGUUGUAACGGGUACGACCUCAGAACCAAAUUCUCUAUAACUUGUUUUAUAAAUUACUGACUACAGACAAAGUCGGUGACACUAUUUUCGGGAUUUCUAGAUGUUUUCUUGAUAGAUUUGCAUUUGACUCAUCAAACUCCAAGUAUUUGUCUCAAAACAAUACUAGAGUAUACUACUUAUGUUCUUAAAAUAAAAUUUCCUGAAAUUAAAGAGAGUGUGCAAAUGUCAUGUUCAUUCAGCUAGAAUAAGUAGGAUCUUUUGUGAACUUUACAUAAAAUAGGUAGUUGUUAAUUUGACAACGUUUUAUUUGCAAUGCCUUUUAUAUGCUUUGCUGGGCUGCAGUAUAUGUAUGAUUGUAUCCGAGUUCCUCUCAAGCAAGGGUGUGUACGUAACACUUCACGUUCGUUAGGUAACGUGAAAGGCUCUUUAUGUCUUUCUUCUGGCCUAUUUUUCCCAGUUUUAGCUAAAGCUUUAGUUAAAACUGUGGGCCCCAAAAUUAUAUCACGCACAAAAUAUGUUACGCCUUGCCGAAAUUUACCGCCUGUUUCCUAGACGCAUUACCGCCGAGUUUGUCUUUCCUAUAUGUAUAUCCCAAGGUGUGUUAUUACGAAAUGUAAACUUUAGUAUGAGUUAGGUAUAUAUACCGGCACUUCGUGUUGUAUUAUACUCCCUGACGAAGUGUGCGUUAGCCACACGAAACGCGUAGGAGAAAUAAAGAAGUUAUUCAACUGCGUA